GAAAUUAGGGCAUUACAGCAUAAGCCGCCAACCAGGUGCUUGCUCGCGUUCGUGGUGCCUCGAGCUUUGCGAAGUCAGCUGUCACUGUACAGAAAUCCGGCAACUGACUGACUGCCCGCCUGCGACGGGCAAGGCGUACGUAGGAUGCGCAACCAAUUCAUCAGUUACUGAGGCCUGCCUGCCUGGCAGCUGUACUAGGGUGUAUGAUGGACUACAGCUGGCACACACUACAGAGCCAGGCGUGUAGCGGUACUGUUCCCAAGGCACCACCAUUGCAUUCCUUUCGGUUUUGCGGUGCUUCCCCCCUCCCCCUCCCCCCAUCCCCCCACCCCCCGUCGCACAAGGCGAAGUGUUACUACUAGUGCAAGAUCCGCAAGUGUUUGAUCUUCUGGAGGUGAGUGAGAGCCUGCCAUAGCUGCCAGAAUCAGCGUUUCCAAGAACUGGUUUUGCAGUACAGUCUGUAGUGGUUCUGCUAGGCUUGGCCAUUUGUACAGACUCGCGCCCCAGAUGGCUCCUUCGCACUCGCUCCGAGUUCCCUCAUUUUCCAAAGGUUUCGUCGUCAAACGGCAGACGCUUCGAUCGAGCGUGGACAGGAGAAAAGAACCACCCGAAAUGACUCGGAGGGGUACAAGAGCGUCGUUCUUUUCCUGGCCAAACAAGAGCACUACUCGGAGUGGUACAAGAGCGUCGUACGCUACGAUAGAACACAGCAUCCACGUCAUAAGACCCUUUGCUUUUGAGCCGACUCAGUAGCUCUCCAUCAGAUCCUUUUCAGCCUGCAGAAAGGGAAAAGCAGAAAAGGGGUAUUUUUAAACUACAUGAGGUCUGAAAAGGGUCUUGUAACUUUCUCACUCAGCAUUCUUUGUGGCUCAGUCGCUGCGAGACCCUGGUUACCCGUUUCGCCCCGUGGUUUAGGGACGGGUUCUACAAAGUCUGGAACUCAUUCUGUGGGUGACUUGCUCGAUUUAAUAAAUUUGGCUUAUUAUGGCGAGUUUGGGAGUGAAAGGGCAGAGUUCUGGUGGGACUAAGGAGAAAAGGAGGCGCGUCGGUGGAGCACUGUGGAAGCCAGAGGAGGACAAGAUUCUGUUGGCCCACGUGGCAAGGCAUGGCACGAACAAGUGGCAGCUUGUCAAGGCUAUGGGUCUGCUGCCCACACGGGAUCACAAGGCGUGCUGUAAUCGGUUCAUUGUGCUCAAGAGAAAGCUCUCCAUUCUGCACCAGCAUGUGGCGCACACGGACAUGCCUGAUUCUGGGAUGCGUCAGAAUCUGCACCAGCUUACGUCACAUUUGGACAUGCCUGAGAAGAUGAUGACUACUGAGACGACUGAGACGACUGAGACGACUGAGAAGACGCUGGUGUUUGGGACGACAACGGAGGCUGAGAGGGCGACUAAGGCUGAGAAAUUGGUAUCGAUGGUGAUGGAGAUGGGGAUGGGGAUGGCAGUGGCAAAGCGGCAUGUGACUUCAGAGGAGAAAGAUGGAUGCUCCCUCAGCACCUCACCGUGUCAGCAGCAGCAGACGCCAUGUCAGCAGCAGCUCACAACGUGUCAGCAGCAGGACACAUCAUAUCACCAGCUGUAUGGAAGAAUGCUGAUUAUGGAUCCUCAUCUUGGAGCAGCAACAACAGUAACGAGUCACUUCAGUAUGGAGGAUGCAGCAGCAGCACCGGCAGCAGCAGCAGCAGCAGCAGCAGCAGAAGCAUCAGCAGCAGAGAUGCUUGAAACUACAAGCCCAACGGCCAUGGUCGCUCAAUCCCCAUGCUCGCCUGAGCAUCAAAGCCGUCGAACACCAACGCAAAAACAAAAGGAUUCGCACGGUAUUUUGGAGAACUCUAAGAAAGUUCCUGAAAUGGAUCGGGCAGCCGUGCUGUUGGCCGACUCACCUUUGCUGCAGGAGCUCGAGGGUUCCGAAGCCUUCCUGCUAGAUGAACCACCUCAGCCUCAGCAGAUGCCUCAACAAAUACCUCAGUGUGUGCCUGCUUUUGACGGACUUAGUUUUGCCAGCGGCCGUUUGCCAGCUGAACCAGGCUGGGCGGAGAAGCUGAAGCUUGUCUGCCCCUCUCCUGACGAGCAUCCCAUGAUGAUGGCUCGUGCAGCUCUUUGUGGCGUGAAUCACUGUCUACCAGUUGGGAAUGCUGCUGCUGCUGCUGAUACUGCUGGUGCUGCUACUGCUACGGCUACUUCUGCUGCUGCUGAUGCGGUUCUUUCUGGCUUAGCUCGCCUCACAACUGUCUCUCCUGGCUUAGCUGAUCCGCACUGUGCUGCUGCUACGUUUCCGCGUGCUGGUUCAGAUUUGGUCGCUGCUGCUGCUGAUGAGGUUCUUUCCACCUUUGCGGAAUUGCUCUCUGCUGGUGCUGCAUCUCCUGGUGCGGCUGACCCACACGAUGCCGAUGCGGUUUCGAAUAAAGUCUUAAGGCGCCUCAUGACUGCCUCUCCUGGCUUAGCUGAUCCGUGCUGUGCUGGUGUGACGUUUCCAAUUGCUGGUUCGGAUUUGGUAGCACCUGCUGCUGCUGAUGCAGUUGCAGUGAUUGCUGAAAGGCUCUCUGCUAUUGCUGUGCCUCCUGUUUUACUUCACCCGCGCAACUCUCAUUCUUAUGUCAAUGCUGCUGCUGCUGAUGCAGAUGCUGAUGCUGAUGCUGAUGCAGCUUUUUCAAGUGCUGGAUCUGAUUUGGUCGCGGCUGCUGCUGGCGCGGUUGCUGCGAUUGUUGCUGCUGAUGCAGCCGAUGCUGCUGCUGCAGAGGAUGCACUCACUGCCAUGGCUGCUGACAGCGCGGCAUUGUCCCGCCUGAUUGACGCUGAGAUGAGGAGAAUUGACGAUGCCCUGCUGCAGUUUACUCCCAAACCUGAAUCUUCACCUGAAAUUUCACCUGGAAUCUCACCUGCAUCAGCUCCUUCCCGAGAAACAGCUCUGGAGUGCGAAAAUCUGCGGAGCUGCCUCACGAAGUAUCGACAGCGUCUCCUCUCCAUCCGGCAAACACAAAGUGGCCUUCCUCCGUAGCUCCUGCGUUGCAAACAGCUGCACUGCCACCAGCCCCUGAUGAUUUUUUAGUCGGCUCAAAAACCCCACCAGGUCCUGCUCCUGCUGUACAUCUGCUGAGCUGCCUUGCUCUCCAUUAUGGCGCCCAAGAAAGAGACCCCUCGCAAGCAGCAGCACUGCCGCCCGCUCCUGCUUCUGCUGUGCGGCUGCUGAGGCGCAUUGCUCUCCCAGGAGUGGCGGUCCCUACCGAGGUGCGUCCGCUGUGCCGCUUUCAGCUUGCACGGCUGUCCAGUAGCACUGCCACCUGUUCCUGCUUCUGCUGUGCGGCUGCUGAGCUACAGUUUUCCCUGGAGUAAUCCCCACUGAGGUGCAUCUGCUGCGCCGCUGUCCGCUUGGAAGGCCGUCUGAAACAAGAUGAAGUAAGCCAGAGGGUUGCCCUGAAGCCAGAUGAACUGCCUCAAGCAUGGUGCAAUGGUCUGAAGGGUGAGUGACAUGAAAUACUAGGGCACAUAAUAUUGGAUGGCGGGCGCAUGUGUCAACAUAUGUUUGUAAUGUUAUAGGCUAGAUAGGUGCAUGCUCAUAGAGAGUACAACUCCUUAGGACAAAACCACCCUGUAUCACUCAUUCUUGUUCAUUGCGUCAUUUUGAGAUGGUAUUACGCUAGGUUAGGUCCCCCUCCCCGCUUACACUUCCACCCCUAGCCCUAGCCCUAGCCCUAGCCCGUGUCCUA
Molecule: messenger RNA, 3706 nt
Organism: Closterium sp. NIES-67
Lineage: Eukaryota; Viridiplantae; Streptophyta; Zygnematophyceae; Desmidiales; Closteriaceae
Source: the annotation of a GenBank genome assembly